This is a messenger RNA of Glarea lozoyensis ATCC 20868, 1821 nucleotides long. Its product is annotated as MFS general substrate transporter. The record is from RefSeq and is a predicted model, not a curated record. The transcript has 5 exons. NCBI's taxonomy places the organism in Eukaryota, Fungi, Ascomycota, Leotiomycetes, Helotiales, Helotiaceae. Gene Ontology annotation, cellular component: membrane. Gene Ontology annotation, molecular function: dipeptide transmembrane transporter activity. Gene Ontology annotation, biological process: oligopeptide transport; transmembrane transport. The coding region runs from base 1 to 1821 and encodes 606 amino acids.
AUGAACGCCGCCAGUGACCUCGAGACUGCUGAAUUGGCCAAGGGCCACGCGCCCGCCAAGGUCGUGUCGCCAACGGAGAACAGCCUUACAGAUACCGAUGAGUUCGAGAAGCCCACCGAGGAAGAGAUGGCAACUCUUCGACGAGUCUCUGGACAGAUUCCAUGGUCGGCCUAUACAAUUGCCUUUGUGGAAAUGUGCGAGCGAUUCUCAUACUACGGGACGACUGCAGUGUUCGUCAAUUUCAUCCAGCAACCUAUGCCAGAAGGGUCAAACACCGGUGCUGGAUUCUCCGGUCAAUCUGGUGCUUUGGACAUGGGACAGCGUGCUUCUACUGGAUUGACAACUUUCAACGCAUUUUGGGCGUACAUUAUGCCCUUGUUUGGUGCCUAUGUUGCAGAUCAAUACUGGGGUCGUUUCAAGACCAUCCAAGUCUCAUGCCUGAUUGCGCUGGUGGGACACGUUAUUCUCAUUAUCUCUGCUAUUCCACCAGUCAUUGUCCAUCCCAAUGGAGCUAUCGCAUGCUUCGCUGUUGGUAUCGUCAUCAUGGGUGUAGGUGUUGGAGGUUUCAAAUCUAAUAUUUCUCCUUUGAUUGCUGAGCAAUGUACCGAAACUGUGAUGCGCGUAAAAACGACAAAGACCGGUGAGCGUGUCAUCAUGGAUCCUGCCGUGACCGUUUCUCGUGUCUACCUAUACUUCUACUUGAUGAUCAACGUUGGCUCCCUGGUGGGAUCCAUUGGUAUGGUUUACGCUGAGAAAUACGUUGGUUUCUGGUUGUCGUUCCUCUUGCCUACAUUGAUGUUGUGUCUCUGCCCUGCUGUUACAAUACUCUGCAAAUCCAGAUAUGUCCUCCAUAAGCCUGAAGGUUCCGUCAUUGCAAAGGCUUACAAGGUCUGGAUGCUCGCUCUUAAGGACAAAUGGUCUUUGAACCCUUUUACCUUCCGCCGAAAUAUCAAGAAACCAGGCUUCUGGGAUGCCGCUAUGCCAUCUCAACUCGGAGCUAACAAGCCAGCUUGGAUGACUUUCGAUGAUGCCUGGGUAAUGGAAGUCCGACGUGGAUUGAUGGCAUGCAAGGUCUUCUUGUGGUAUCCUCUUUACUGGUUGGCCUACGGACAAAUGACAAACAACUUGACGUCUCAAGCGGCUACCAUGAAACUUGGUUCUGUUCCUAACGAUAUUGUCUCCAAUCUGAACCCUAUCUCCAUCAUCAUCUUCAUCCCAAUCAUGGAUCGAGUCGUCUACCCUGGUCUCAGAAAGCUUGGGUUCAACUACACGCCUCUCAAACGUAUUGCGACCGGGUUUUUCCUUGCUAGUAUGGCCAUGGUCAGCGCUACAGUUACCCAGAGCUAUAUCUACAAGAUGCACCCUUGCGGUAACGCCGCCAAUUCUUGUGAAGACGAUGGAUACGCAGAUAUCUCAGUCUGGGUCCAGAUUGUUCCAUACAGUCUAAUUGGUUUCUCCGAAAUCAUGGCUUCCGUCGUGUCCCUUGAAUACGCGUUCACCAAGGCCCCAACGAACAUGCGAUCUUUCGUCCAAGCUGUUGCACUCUUUAUGAAUGCAUUCUCAUCGGCUCUGGCACAAGCGCUUGUUGCUCUCGCCGAAGACCCAUUGCUCGUAUGGAACUACGGUGUUGUCGCUUGCCUUGCAUUUGCUGGUGGCAUUCUAUUCUGGCUGGACAACUAUAAAUUGGAUCGUGAGGAAGAUCACAUGAACCAGAUGAGUCGGGGUCAGUUUGUACGAAAUGGCGAGGAGGUGACGUCUCACGAUAAGAGAGUGUCAGACGCAGACAGAGCACCAACUCCUGUCAUCAAUGAGAAGAUCUGA